AUGGUCAGAGUAUCAGGUUCAAGGCAAUCGCUCGAAAGAGCAAGAAAAAGAUCUAAAGUGUCGAAACCAAGAGUCAAACAGGAGGACCGUGACAGCGAUAACCAUUCUGACUCUGGGAUCCGUCGUCAUCACCCAGCAGACCCUGUUCAAGGAAGUCAGAAGAAGCGUCGAUAUCGUCCUGGCACUUUGGCGUUGAGAGAAAUCCGCAAGUACCAAAAGAGCACGGACUUGUUGCUCCGUAAACUCCCUUUCUCACGAUUGGUUAGAGAAAUCGCUACUGAUUAUAUGGGCGAUAAGGACGCCAUUCGUUGGCAAAGUGUUGCUCUCCAGGCGCUUCAAGAAGCCGCAGAAGCUUUCCUCGUGAACUUGUUUGAAGACACCAACUUGUGUGCCAUCCACGCUAAAAGAGUAACUAUCAUGCAAAAGGACAUUCAAUUGGCUAGAAGAAUCCGUGGCCAGUUUUAA
Molecule: messenger RNA, 465 nt
Organism: Saccharomycopsis crataegensis
Lineage: Eukaryota; Fungi; Ascomycota; Saccharomycetes; Ascoideales; Saccharomycopsidaceae
Product: histone H3 family protein
Exons: 1
Coding region: 1-465 (154 amino acids)
Cellular component (GO): nucleosome
Molecular function (GO): DNA binding; protein heterodimerization activity; structural constituent of chromatin
Source: RefSeq, a predicted model, not a curated record